AUGUUCAUGAAUUUGGAAUACAUAGUUUUGUCGGGAGCACGUCGGCAAGAAAAUAGAUGGGAUCCAACACAGAACGAACAAGUUGUGCCUGAAACUAAAGAAACGCAGAAGCGCUUGUUUGAUGAUUCAAUGUUUAAGUUGGAGCAUGGUACUGAUGAUCAAAAUUAUGCGGAGAAUGCAAAGACAGCACUGGUUAAUUUAUACAAUAGAAACGAAUCAACAUGGGCUGAUGAUUACAGUGCCAAUUGUAUGUUAAGACAAGCUUUCAGGAAAAAUAAAAAUGAUUUUAAAACAUCCAUUGCAAAAGAUAACGCCUUAUUGAAAAAGUCCAGUUUGAACAUCAAAUUGGUGCCAGAAGCAGAAGAAGAUAAACAGUUGGCUGCUGUGCUCAGUUUAAAGUUGAAACCCAAACUGGAUGCAGAAAAGACCACAGAAUUGAUCCGAAAGAAUAUUAUCAGCGAGUCAUCUUUGCCAUGUACUUCUUUUACACCUGCUAAAGAACGAAAAGCCAUCAAGGUGUUAAAUAACAACGAUUUAAAAAAAUUAGUUUUAAUUAAUAAGCCUACACAGGCUAAAAAAAUCAAGUUGACGCCUUCUCUAGUGGGAGAUUAUGGUAACUCCACUAGCGAAUCGGAAUAAGUGAAGUUAAAAGUUGUGGCAUGUACUAUACCUACCUGGUUAAUCAAAAUGUGGAAUUUAGAAUGAGAGGCCCAAAGUGAUAUGAAGAUUUAAGUCUUAUUCAACUAUGCCAUGUGUUAUAAAUCAAAAACUGUUUGUCACACAAGCUCUUAAAAUACUUUUGAAUAAAUAAAGUUGGAUAUUAUUGC
Photinus pyralis (common eastern firefly) is the source of this 827-nucleotide messenger RNA. Its product is annotated as coiled-coil domain-containing protein 130 homolog. The transcript has 3 exons. Gene Ontology annotation, cellular component: post-mRNA release spliceosomal complex; U2-type spliceosomal complex. Lineage: Eukaryota; Metazoa; Arthropoda; Insecta; Coleoptera; Lampyridae. The record is from RefSeq and is a predicted model, not a curated record. Gene Ontology annotation, biological process: mRNA splicing, via spliceosome. The coding region runs from base 1 to 639 and encodes 212 amino acids.